Vidua chalybeata is the source of this 1055-nucleotide messenger RNA. Its product is annotated as ras-related protein Rab-42-like. The record is from RefSeq and is a predicted model, not a curated record. The transcript is spliced from 5 exons. Gene Ontology annotation, molecular function: GTP binding; GTPase activity. The coding region runs from base 354 to 1055 and encodes 233 amino acids. Lineage: Eukaryota; Metazoa; Chordata; Aves; Passeriformes; Viduidae. Gene Ontology annotation, cellular component: Golgi membrane.
GGGUAGUACCCUUGCUGGAUCUCCACAGCCCAUCCCUCCAAAUCCCUUUCCCAUCAGAUCUGAAUACCGAUCUUGUGGUCGAAAAAGGAGGAAGAGUAACAUUCAUGCUGGUCUUGGGCUCUCUGCAGCAAUAACUCUGUGGAAAAAGGUGAAAACCUGUGAGCCCUGUCCCAAGGGCUUCAGCUUCCCAUAGGACCUGAGUUGUGGGAAAGCUGCAGUGUGUGGAACAUGUCUAAGCAGAGGCUGAACCAUCCCUGAGGGACUUGGUGCUGCAGUUCCAAACUGUUCUUUCCCAGUCCUCUCCUCCAGAAGUGGGAGCUCUGCAGAGCCAGAUCCUGGCUCCUUCCUGAGCUAUGAGCUCCACCAAGUGGGACCAGCUGCUUCUGGGCUCCACUUACCUGCAGUGGAGGGAGAUGGAACUGGUUUGGCUCCAGUUCCGUGUCAUCGUGCUGGGGGACACAGCUGUGGGCAAGUCCUCACUGCUGCGCUGCUUCACUGACGGGCCAGGUGGGGGUCCUGGUGGGGCAGCCACCCCCAGCCCCACCGUCGGCGUCGAGUUCUACAGCCGGACUAUCCUGGUGCCACCCAUCGGCAAGGCCAAGCUGCAGCUCUGGGACACGGCCGGCCAGGAGCGGUUCAGAUCCAUCACCAGGUCCUUCUAUCGGAGUGCGGCGGGGGUGCUGCUGGUGUUUGACCUCACCAACCGGGAGUCUUUUGAGCACGUUCCUGAGUGGUAUCACCAGGCUGCGGGGGACCAGCUGCCUGCCUUUGUCCUGGUGGGACACAAAUGUGACCUGGUGGCUGAACGAGCCGUGUCAGCAGAGGAAGCUGGACACCUCGCCACCACUCUGGGCAUGGCCUUUGUGGAGACCUCAGCCCUCAGCAACCUUAACGUGGAGUUGGCCUUCCAGACGCUGGCUGGAGGUAUCCAGCAGGCACUGGGCCGGGGGAUCCUUGCCCCACACCAGGGAUGUGAUGGCAUCAGGCUCAUCCCCAGCCAGAGUCGCUGCCAGCCCUUGGCAGGGAGGGAGCCCCGGGAGCGCUGCCAGUGCUGA